This is a messenger RNA of Mollisia scopiformis, 391 nucleotides long. RefSeq lists its product as uncharacterized. The record is from RefSeq and is a predicted model, not a curated record. The transcript has a single exon. Lineage: Eukaryota; Fungi; Ascomycota; Leotiomycetes; Helotiales; Mollisiaceae. Bases 125 to 346 code for a protein of 73 amino acids.
AUUCAAGGAUGGAGUGCUGUCAGAAUGACAUCGACUGCCUUCUACCUUGAAUCUCGUAAAGUCUACUUUUCCUACUUAUGUUAUCCCAGAAGUUCUAGAACAAUAUUACCUUAUAUUCUCUUUAAUGGGUCUACAAAAUCAGCUUUCUACAAGACUAUAUAUUAGAGAGUCACAUUCAUGUUUGCAUACUUGCACAUUCAUCUUAGGUGUAUUUAUGUGUCACCAAACAAUUUGUAUCAUUGUUCCAGUACGGCGUGGACUAUGCAAAACAAAUAUCCCCACCCCUUCUCCAACCCCACAACAUCCUGUCUCCAAUGACAAGCUGCAAUGUGUGCAUAAUGUUUGAAAUAAACGUGGAAGCCUUUGCUAGCACCUUCCCCAGUAAAUUCAA